This is a messenger RNA of Cylas formicarius (sweet potato weevil), 1457 nucleotides long. Its product is annotated as retinoid-inducible serine carboxypeptidase-like. Gene Ontology annotation, biological process: proteolysis. Gene Ontology annotation, molecular function: serine-type carboxypeptidase activity. The record is from RefSeq and is a predicted model, not a curated record. The transcript is spliced from 8 exons. The coding region runs from base 50 to 1339 and encodes 429 amino acids. Lineage: Eukaryota; Metazoa; Arthropoda; Insecta; Coleoptera; Brentidae.
GCAAGUACAGCCAAAGCGUUUUUUGUUGCAAUCGCCAUACAGUUACGCGAUGGAAACAAGAAAAGGCGUAUUCAUUUUGUCCAAUCUAAUAGUGAUCGUACUUGGCCGACAAGGUUUCGGACCAACUGACCAAGAAUGGGGAUACGCUACCGUCCGCGAUGGUGCCCAUAUAUUUUGGUGGAUGCAUUACACCAACGCUGUUCAAAACCCGCUUGAAAAACCUCUGGUGAUAUGGUUACAGGGCGGGCCGGGAGUAUCGUCCACAGGGUACGGCAAUUUCGUGGAAAUCGGCCCAUGGGACGCAAAUAAGCAGCCUCGAAACACUACAUGGUUAAACUACGCCAAUCUUCUCUUUGUGGACAAUCCAGUUGGCACCGGAUUCAGUUAUGUCGACUAUCCGGAAGCUUAUGCGACGAACAACACUCAAAUUGCAAAAGACUUCAUCGAACUACUAAGAAGUUUCUAUAAAAGACUUCCAGACUUUGAAAAGGUGCCUUUGUAUAUUUUCAGUGAAUCUUAUGGCGGAAAAAUGACGGCCGAGAUUGCUCUUCAUGUAUAUUGGGCUGUAAAAAAUGGCACAAUUAAAUGUAACCUAAAAGGAGUAGGUCUUGGCGAUGCGUGGAUUUCCCCAAUCGAUUCCAUAACCACUUGGCACACCUAUUUAUACAAUAUGGGCAUGAUUGAUAAAUCAGCCUACGGUCAUUUCGAUAAAGUGGUAGAGGAGGCCAAAGUAGCAGAAAGUCAAGGGAAUUACACCGAACUACUCCGCAUUUUUUUCGAACUGGAAAAUGACAUUGAUUCUUACACGAUAAAUGCAGACUUCUACAACAUCUUAACACCGAUUCGGGCCGAUUUUCGCAACAAAAAAAAUGGUUUCGGAAAUAUUCUGUUCAAACCUGCGGGUCCGGAAGAUGAAAUUGAAACUUUAAUGAAAAAAGAAGUUGCCCCGGCACUGAACGUUACUCACAAUUGGGGUUCUCAAGGAGAUGACGUUUUCGUUUAUCUACAGGACGAUUUCAUGCGGUCCGUUACAAAAAUUGUCGAACAACUGUUAAACGAAACUGACAUCAUCGUGGGGGUCUAUAAUGGACAAUUAGAUUUAAUUGUCGACACGAUAGGAACUGAGCAGUGGGUGAACAACCUUCAGUUCAAAAAUGCAUCGGAAUGGGUAAAUGGUAUUAGAUACGGACUGGUUGCGGACGAUUACUACACAGGAUUCCAGAAAAACGCUGGAAAUCUUCGAUUCUAUUGGGUGUCGCGAUCUGGACAUAUGGUGGCUGUAGAUAAUCCGGGAGCCCUAAGCUUUAUCCUGUCAGAUAUCAUAAUACAUAGCAAUUGAGUGUUUUCAAAAGAGUAAAAAAUAUUUAUCAAAAUAUACCGUUUUGAAUGGUAAAAAAUUGUUUUUGGUGUUAUUCUUGUUUUCGUAUUACUUUAAAGGGAUAUUUAGGGUGUGCGCA